UGGAGUGAGGGGCUCGGCGUGACCCGUGAGGAGCCCCGCGGGUAGAGCGGCGCUGCCCCUUCGCUCCGGGGUGAACUGAAACUUUGCUAGGGGAGAGGGCCGACGCCAGCCUCGCUGGGUUCGGAGAAGACCCAGCGCUGUGCGAGGUCGAGGGCCGGGCAGGGCAGAGCAGGGGUGGAAGGAGAGACCUGUAAUGACGGCGGGAUUUGGGGUGCGGAGGGUUGCGAGGGAGGGGCCGCAACCCCGAACAAUUGCAUUCCCGGGCUGGAUGCCGGUUGUUAAGCGCGCUGUUGCUUUGUAAAAAUGCGUGUGUUCUGGUGUUUUGGCUGGGGCAGGGAGGGGACACCCCACGAGGUCUGGGGCUGUUCCCCUUGUGUCAUCCCCCCGCCUUUUAAUUGCAAAGGUCACCAUGGCUGACCGGGCUGCUGCCGAAAGGGCCUGCAAGGAUCCCAAUCCCAUCAUUGAUGGCAGAAAGGCCAACGUGAACCUGGCAUACUUAGGAGCAAAACCAAGGAUCAUGCAACCAGGUUUUGCCUUUGGUGUUCAACAACUUCAUCCAGCCCUUAUACAAAGACCUUUCGGGAUACCUGCCCACUAUGUCUAUCCGCAGGCUUUUGUGCAGCCGGGAGUGGUCAUUCCACAUGUCCAGCCGACAGCAGCUGCCGCCUCCACCACCCCUUACAUUGAUUACACUGGAGCUGCAUACGCACAAUACUCAGCAGCUGCUGCUGCUGCCGCCGCCGCUGCUGCCUAUGACCAGUACCCCUAUGCAGCCUCUCCAGCUGCUGCAGGAUAUGUUACUGCUGGGGGCUAUGGCUACGCAGUCCAGCAGCCAAUCACCGCAGCGGCACCUGGGACAGCUGCCGCCGCCGCUGCAGCAGCUGCUGCCGCUGCAGCAUUUGGCCAGUACCAGCCUCAGCAGCUGCAGACAGACCGAAUGCAAUAGACCAGCCAUCUGAUCAAAGUUGAAUUGUUUUCUCUUUCCCUCCCAAUUUUCCAAUUUUUAGUAGCUAAUAAGAGAGUUAACAUUGACUUAACAGCUUUAAAAAAAAAAAAAAAACAGCCAUGCUAUUGUGAAGCAGAGUUAUUAUUUUUUUUAUACUCCAGGUAGUGUUCUAGAUGAGAAAGAGGUAAGAAUGAGGGGAAUGGGCACAAUUUUGGAAAUCAAUCCCAAAGAGCCUGAGUAAAUGAAAGGCCACUACGAAAUGACGCCAGGAGUAACAACGGAACUUCACUUUUGUAACGGGAUUUUUAUUUUUGCUCUUUUUAUAGUAUCAGGGAAGCAAACUGCCUUUUACAAGUUAGAAAAUGCUGUUUGAAUCUAGUUGAACCAGGGAAUACAGAGCGAGCAAUAUGUAGCUUGAAUUACAUUUAAAAGCAGAUUUUUUACAAACAAAAUGGCGAAAGCACUGAUUGUCAUUUUUAGCAGUCACUUAAGGCCUAUAGAACUUUUUUCAAGUCGGAAGGUCCUGUUCUUACUAUCUCAAAAAUGGGCAUCGAACAGUCAAUCUAGGAGCGUGGCAGUGGGUAAAAUGGUGGACAGGCACCAAAGCUAUUUUCUCAUCUGUCCUGUGGAUGAGUGGAACUGUGGAACAAGUGAUGUGGAAUUAAUGGGUGCAACAGCUGUACAGACAAUCAAUAACACACACAGUUCUGGAAAGAACACAUCACUUGUGCUUGUUUGAUGAGCUUGUCACAUUCUAAUCCCUCUCCCCAUCCUGUUUCAAUUUUGGGAAACUUGUAUCUGCUGGUGUCAGCAAUUCUGAUUCUGAAAUAGGAUCAGGCUUUUACUACAACAGCCUUCUCUUUCUAUUUAUUGUGUCGACUCGUGGCUUAUGAAUAAAGGCAGGCAAAGUUUGCAGAACUGUCUUAAGGACAUUUAUUUUUUUUCCCUUUUUAAGUAAUUUUACACUUUUUAGUAUCUAUUUCAGAGUCAUAUUUAAAACUAUUUAUUAGUGACUACAGUACAUGAGACAACAAGGUUACUGAGAUUACAAUUCUUCAAAGGUUAAUGAUAAUGUGGUUUAUACUGUGCCUUAAUAGUAAUGCUAUUUAAGAUAUUUAUUUUUAAGUUUUACUAUGCUGCACUCUAAAGAAAGGAACUUUAGAUGUGACACUGUAAAAUUAUGUAUUCAUCUCAUGGCAUAAAUUAUUUAGUAGGUCUAGAUGUAGCGUAUUAAAUAUUAACCUAUUCAACUAAAGAUGUUGACUUGGAUUUAUUUAAAUUCAUAUGUGCACUGUAUAAGAGAGUACUCUUACAUUAACACAUUUUAGUUUAGUUUUUAGAUUUUUUUUAAACAAGAUAUAUUGCUAGUUUCAUGCUUCCUCCUCUGAUUUUGCCUGUGUAGAUUUCAUUUAUUGGUAAUUCAUUAGUUUAACACUAUUCUUAUGUAGUUUUUAAAUGCUGCUUUACAUUUUUCUUCUGAAACUGCAAUACUUGCAAUUUUUAUUCUUAAACUAAAUUGAAUACUAUUUUACACUGUAUUGGAUUUUUAUACUUGAACAAUUUCAUACAAGGGAAGACAGGUUAGCAUUUUUAUGGACUUUCUCCAUUAUCACUGGAUUUACUUUAAGUAUUCCCAUACUAGACAGUGUUAUGUAAUGUAGACAUGACUCUCCUGUGCAAAUUAUUUAUUCGUUGUGUAUAUUGCUUUAUAACAUUUCAGAUCUUCUAAUCUAUUCACUUGUAUUAAAUAUAAUUUUUAAAAA
Molecule: messenger RNA, 2709 nt
Organism: Pan troglodytes (chimpanzee)
Lineage: Eukaryota; Metazoa; Chordata; Mammalia; Primates; Hominidae
Gene: RBM24
Product: RNA binding motif protein 24
Exons: 4
Coding region: 410-946 (178 amino acids)
Biological process (GO): positive regulation of myotube differentiation; mRNA stabilization; regulation of alternative mRNA splicing, via spliceosome
Cellular component (GO): nucleus; cytosol
Molecular function (GO): mRNA 3'-UTR binding
Source: RefSeq, a predicted model, not a curated record